ACCGAGCUUUACUCUCACAUAUCUCAUUCGAGGAGGUCUUCAAUGAACUCCUUGAUGUUAUUGGUGAAGAUAAUCUCAAUUCCAUCAAAAACAUUUGGGGAAAAUAUCCCAAAUACAAGGAUGGAGUUUAUGCCGCUUCACGCCCUUUCCCCAUUUCUGAGGAGCGAACAUGGAGGUGUUACGUUUAAAAGGCAAAGAAGGAAUAUGAUGAACUUGAGGUUUACCUAGAUGCACACCAAGUUGAAGUGUUGGCUAACGAGGAAGAAGAAAUGGAGGAAGAGCAAAACCACCAGGCUCAUCACCACCAAGUUCAUCACCACCACCAAGUUGAUGAGGUGGGGCCGUCUAACACGGCACGAGACAUGGAUGAUGAAGAUGACUCUGAGGAUCCGACGUAUGUUGCUAAUUCUGAUCAAGAAAGUUCUUCAGAUGAGUCUGAAGUAUCUGGAUGGGUCUCUAUGUACACAACGGACGUGUACACAGAGGAACCUAUUAACGUUGCUGAACAAGAAAUUCUAGAAUUUCCGAUCCCUAGGCACGUUGAAAAAGUCUCACUACCACCAACGUUCCGUAUCCCUGAAAUUCAGAUUGGAUAUCGGUACGAUGAUUUCAAAAGCCUUCAAUUUGCAGUGGCGCUACGCAAUAUUGCAGAGCAUAGACACUUUCAGACUUCUUCAAAGCAUCGCAAUUAUUGGCUGACGAAGUGCUCGUAUUCAGAACAAUGUCUAUGGCUCAUCCAGGCUGCAGAGGUUGCAUCUGUUUGGACUGUCAAACAGUACAGAAGUCAACAUUUAUGCAGACCAGACUUUUCGAAAGAGAAGGACGAUAAGCUUAUUACAAGCAAGCUCAUCUCCGGAAUUAUAUUCUCUAAAAUUGAUGCUGAUGCUGAUUACAAGGUGAGGUACAUCAUUAAAGAUAUAUACGACUUAUUUCAAGUUUCUGUGUCGUACAAGAAAUGUUGGUUGGCUAAGUCGAAUGCUAUUCAACGACUGUACGGACGGGGAUAGUUGGAGCUAGUUCAUGAUGCAUUUAAUGCAUUAUGUAGUACCUUACGAUAUGUCGGUGUGCAUCAUUUCUGAUAGGCACGGGGGAAUUGAUGUAGCUUUCAAUACUAUCCCCCAGUUAUUGGAACAACGUGUCACCAGGAAAUAUUGCCUGCGCCAAUUGAGAAGUAAUUUUCAGAAGAAGUUCAAUAGCAAAAAACUGAAAGGUUUGAUGUAUCAUGCAGCCAGUACCCCAGAUGUCUAUGAAUUCAAUAGAACAAUGCAACAAAUUAAGUCACAAUGG
Messenger RNA from Cuscuta campestris, 1287 nucleotides. The record is from the annotation of a GenBank genome assembly. NCBI's taxonomy places the organism in Eukaryota, Viridiplantae, Streptophyta, Magnoliopsida, Solanales, Convolvulaceae.